Molecule: messenger RNA, 1571 nt
Organism: Bursaphelenchus xylophilus (pine wood nematode)
Lineage: Eukaryota; Metazoa; Nematoda; Chromadorea; Rhabditida; Aphelenchoididae
Source: the annotation of a GenBank genome assembly
AUGCAAUCCAAGACUUUGAUUCUGUCGGCCGUCCUUCUGGGCUCGGCGAGCGCUUUCCUUUUCCCACCAGCCGCCGGUGGUGGAUGUUGUCCACCUCCAGCACCACCACCAUCUUGUGGAUGUGCUCCCCCACCACCACCAUGCCCAGCUCCCCCACCACCUCCUCCACCAUGCCCACCACCACCAGCCUGCCCUCCCCCACCUCCUCCACCAUCCCCAUGCGGAGGUGGCGGAUAUGCUCAGGCUCCAGUUCAGGUGUCCGGAGGUAGCGGUGGAUACGCCGUCGCUCCAUGUAUGUUUUAUUUGUGCAUUGUUUUAUUUUUUGAUCUUUUAAUUUUAAUAUUUUUGUGUUUUAGCUGCUGGUGGAUCUUAUGCUUCUCCUCCAGUUGCUCCAUCUUACGCUGGAGCUGGCGGUUACGCUGGCCCAGCCGCCGGAGGUUACUCCGCUCCAGCCCAAGGGGGCUACAACGCCGGCCCAGCCCAAGGAGGAUACAGCGCUCCAGCUCAAGGUGGAUAUAGUGCCCCAGCUCAAGGUGGAUACUCCGCGCCAGCUCAAGGAGGCUACAACGCCGCUCCAGCCCAAGGAGGAUACUCGGCCCCAGCUCAAGGAGGAUACAGCGCUCCAGUCGCUGCUCCAGUUGCUGCCCCAUCUGCGACCGGAUACAACCAGGAGCCAGCUCCUCUUCCAGUUGCUCAAUCUCAGCCUGCUCCUGCUGCCACUUCUGCCCCUCUGCCACCUCCACCACCACCAGCCCAAGAGGAGGAACAGGAAUACGAAGAAGCCCAGCCAGCUGCCGCUCCUGGAUCAAACUACCAAGAGACUCAGACCUCCGCUCCAGCCCCUGCUCCAGCCCCAGCCCAGAGCUACCAGGAGACCCAAACCUCCGCUCCAGCUGCUCCAGCUCCAGCCUACCAAGAGACCCAAACCUCUGCUCCAGCCCCAGCUCCAGCUUACCAAGAGCAGACCGCCGCUCCAGCUGCCCCAGCUCCAGCCCAGAGCUACCAGGAACAGACCCCCGCUCCAGCUGCGGCCCCUGCCUACCAAGAGCAGACCCCUGCUCCAGCCGCUCCCGCUCCAGCUCAGGAAGCCGGUCAGGAGUACGAAGAGGAAGAAGGAGGAGACUACGCUGAUGAGGCUCAACAAGGAGAAGGAGAGGCCCAACGUCAAGGAUACAGAAAGAGAGUGUCUCGCCGUCGUGCUCGCGCUCACGGCGCCUCGACUGUUCAACUGAACCCCAAGUGCAACAGUGAGAAAUUGCACACCAUCUUGGAGAAGGUAAGUGCCAGCUGACGCAUUGUAAAGUAGAAUUGGUGAGAACGCCAAACUACACGCUCAAAGUUCUGAAAAAUCAAAAAUAGACGCGAGAACGGACUGAAAAUUAAUACUCUUGCAGAACAUCGCCGAAAGCACCGCUCACUCCAAGCGCGCCAUCGCCAAGGCCGCCAAGAAGGAGUUCGGCUCCAACUUCGACGUGGUCUGCUCCACCGGAGACUUCAGCUACUUGGCCAACACCCGAUUGUUCUGCGAGCACAAGGUUCAGGACAUCACUUGCUUCGCUUUCGAGCACUAA